This is a messenger RNA of Penicillium angulare, 1875 nucleotides long. Its product is annotated as putative ABC transporter. Gene Ontology annotation, cellular component: membrane. The record is from RefSeq and is a predicted model, not a curated record. Bases 1 to 1875 code for a protein of 624 amino acids. The transcript has 8 exons. Gene Ontology annotation, molecular function: ATP binding; ABC-type transporter activity; ATP hydrolysis activity. Lineage: Eukaryota; Fungi; Ascomycota; Eurotiomycetes; Eurotiales; Aspergillaceae.
AUGGAUGACGCCAAGACAUGCCAGCGGCAAGACCCCGAACGAGGGGAUCAUGAUGAAGGACGAUACUUCCUACGGAAUACAUCUGUUCAGAAUUUCUCGUGGAGCAACUUGCUUGUUACUGUUAAGGACAGACAGACCAAGGAGCCUAGGGACCUAAUUCAUAAUGUUAGCGGAGACGUGAAACAAGGGGAGUUGGUUGCUUUAAUGGGCCCAUCAGGAUGCGGAAAGACAACUCUGUUGAACGUGUUAGCUCGACGACCGGCUAGCUCUGGUGCCCGCGUGAACGGCGAAAGCUACAUCAACGGGGCGAAGAUCGAGUCACGCGAAUUCGGGCGCAUGACAUCGUACGUGGAGCAAGAAGAUGCUCUAAUCGGAUCGAUGACUGUGCAAGAGACGUUAAAGUUCGCAGCGGAUCUUUCAUUGCCUAGUACUGUAUCGAAGGCACAGCGGAUAGAGCGCAUUAACACUUUAUUGGAAUCAUUCGGUAUCCAAAAGCAGGCGAAUACACUUGUCGGAACUCCGAUUCGUAAGGGUAUUAGCGGGGGCCAGAAAAGAAGGGUUAGCGUGGCGAGCCAGCUCAUCACUUGUCCAAAAAUAUUGUUCCUUGAUGAACCGACCAGUGGGCUGGAUUCAACAGCUAGCUAUGAGGUUAUCUCUUACGUGAAGGAGUUAGCGAAAGCAAACAAUAUCAUAAUCAUUGCAAGUAUCCAUCAGCCUUCGACGACAACGUUCCAAUUAUUCGAUAAGCUCCUUCUGCUUUCAUCGGGGCGGACGUGUUAUUUCGGUCCCGUUUCAAAUUUAGAUGGCUAUUUUGGUAAGAUUGGGCAUCCUAUCCCUGGAAAUACCAAUCCGGCAGAGUUUCUGCUUGACAUUGUCAGCUCGGACUUUAGCAAGUCAAAUGAGGAUGCGGAGGCAAGGGUUGAGGGUAUUCAGCAGUCUUGGGGGGAGUCUGUGGAGGCGGUGUCGGUGAAUAAGCAGGUCUCUGAUCGGUUGUCGAUGGCGGCGGGGGAGAAGCAUAAUGCGACUGCAGAUGAUAUGGCCCGUCCAGGAUCCAUUAGGAUAACUGCAGCUUUGCUUCAUCGGUCUUUUAUCAAAAGCUACCGGGAUGUAGUUGCUUAUGGCAUUCGUAUUGUCAUGUAUCUUGGCCUUGCGAUCAUGAUGGGAACUGUAUGGUUGCGUCUCCAUCCAUCACAAGAGUAUAUCCAGCCAUAUGUGAAUGCAAUUUUCUUCGGAUCAGCGUUCAUGUCCUUCAUGGCUGUGGCCUAUGUCCCAGCAUUCCUGGAAGACAGAGCAACCUUCGCAAAAGAACGAGCAAACGGCCUCUACAGCGCCACCCCAUUCAUGAUUGCAAACUUUAUCAUUGGCCUCCCAUUCCUCUUGGUCUCAUACUGGCUCUCCAACUUCCAACCAACAGCUGAAGCAUUCUUCACCUGGGUCAUGUGGAUAUUUCUCGACCUCGUGGCAGCCGAAUCCCUCGUCGUAUUCGUAUCAGCCAUAUUCCCGAACUUUGUCAUCGCUCUUGCGCUCGUCGCAUUCGCCAAUGGUCUCUGGAUGUCUGUAGGCGGGUUUCUAGUGACCCCGACGAUCUUGAAUGUAUUUUGGAAAUAUGUGUUUCACUACAUCGACUAUCAGGCUUAUGUCUUUCAAGGAAUGAUGGUCAAUGAGUUUGCAAAUCGGAUCUACUCGUGUGGCAGUGCUUGCCAAUGUAGUUAUCAGACUGACUUGGCGUCUCAGUGCCAGAUCAGAGGUACGGGUGUGUUGGAAGAGUAUGGAUAUGCUACGGGCAGGACUGGGAAGUGGGUUGGGAUCUUGGUCGGAAUUAUUGCGGUGUAUAGGCUGUUCGGCUGGAUUGCGCUGACCUUGCGGAAGACUUAA